Molecule: messenger RNA, 1610 nt
Organism: Lates calcarifer (barramundi perch)
Lineage: Eukaryota; Metazoa; Chordata; Actinopteri; Centropomidae
Gene: arl4aa
Product: ADP-ribosylation factor-like 4aa
Biological process (GO): intracellular protein transport; vesicle-mediated transport
Cellular component (GO): cytoplasm
Molecular function (GO): GTPase activity; GTP binding
Source: RefSeq, a predicted model, not a curated record
ACACGCGGCUGAAUAGGGGCGGCGCUGUUUCUGCACACACACACACACACACACACACACCCUUUCUAUCUUUCUAAACACACACACACACACACACACACUGAGAGGCACGCUGCUGACUCGCCGAGCUAAAUCAACGGUAAUUGCUGCAGCCAUUUUGGAAUAUAAGCAACUCAUAGGCCUUAUUGCUGGACAGUUGGAUCAAACCUCCCACAUUACAAAUCUUUCCUCAUGAGGAAAAAUGGGGAAUGGAUUGUCGGAACAACCUAGCUUCCUUUCAAGCGUCCCGUUCUUCCAGUCUUUUCACAUCGCCAUCCUUGGGCUGGAUUCUGCAGGGAAGACCACCGUCUUGUACAGACUGCAGUUCAAUGAGUUUGUGAACACGGUGCCCACCAAAGGUUUCAAUGCAGAGAAGGUCAAAGUGUCUCUGGGUGGCCACAGGACUGUGACAUUCCACUUCUGGGACGUCGGUGGUCAGGAGAAGCUACGCCCCCUGUGGAAGUCCUACACACGAUGCACAGAUGGCAUCAUAUUUGUGGUGGACUCUGUGGAUGCAGAGCGCAUGGAGGAGGCCAAAACGGAGCUCCAUAAAAUCGCUAAGACCUCCGAAAACCAGGGGGUGCCCCUGCUGGUGGUGGCCAACAAACAGGACUUGAGACACUCUCUGGGAUUGGCUGAAAUAGAGAAAUUGCUGGCGCUGAAAGAACUGGGCCCUGCAACUCCUUGGCAUCUGCAGCCAACCUGUGCCAUCAUAGGAGAAGGACUCAGGGAGGGCCUGGAAAGACUCCAUGACAUGAUCCUGAAAAGGAGAAAGGUGCUCCGGCAGCAGAGGAAAAAGAGAUAAACUUGUCAUGAGAGAGACUUGUCUGCUGUUUUAUGUGAAGGAAACAUAAUGGAUUUUCUCCUGUGUGGACUCAAGCUUCCACUGCAGGUCCAGAUUCAACACGCUGAGUUUUAUCAGUCAAAAACUGAGCUUUAGGAUUCCUGGUCUUGGUCUUGUGAUGAUGCUGUUGAUCAGGAAGUGACACAUAAAGGAAUACAGUAUGAAGAUGAGAAAGUUUCAGAAAUGUGUGGAGGUGUUAUAAAGAGUUUAUAUGGAUUAAAAUGCACAGAGGGUUUGGGGUCUGGAAGGGUGAUAGAAGAUGUUUUAAGGUUGCUGUACGUUUCAUGAAUGGCUACUGGCUGUUCCAAACAAUGCUACCAAAAAUAAUUUAAGAAAAGGCUUUGACUCGUUGAAGGUUUAUUCAGUAAAUAAUUGUUACACCAGAGAGGGCAAUGACGUGAACAUCAGUUUCAUUUUACUGUUUUAUAUGUCGUUAUCCUAAUUGUUAUUUUUUACACUGGACUUUCUUUGUGAGAGAAAAGUAUUAUCAUGCAUUAUUAUCGAUUUGCUUGCUGUCUUAUAUCUCUUGAUUUUUAAAAGCACUUUAGAGUAUGACUUCUUAUGAAGUUUACAGUUUUUAAAUAGAGCAUAUUGUGUUGGAUUUUACAAAAAUGUUUGGGCAAAAUACAUCUGACUCUGCUGUACAGUAGGUGGUCCUCAUUGGCCACAUUGUCAUUAGACAGGUUUUAUGCAUUAUGAUUUCUUAAAUAAAACAUAUUUAGAACAA